Molecule: messenger RNA, 777 nt
Organism: Diorhabda carinulata
Lineage: Eukaryota; Metazoa; Arthropoda; Insecta; Coleoptera; Chrysomelidae
Exons: 1
Coding region: 1-777 (258 amino acids)
Source: RefSeq, a predicted model, not a curated record
AUGCCAAACCCAGCAAAAGAACAAUGGUUGAAAGUAGCUGAUCGUUAUUGGGAACUGUGGAACUUGCCUAACUGUGUAGGAGCUAUUGAUGGGAAACAUAUCAAAAUUAAAGCACCACCCAAUUCAGGUUCAUCGUUUUACAAUUAUAAGGGAUAUUUCUCAAUAGUUUUGAUGGCUGUAUCAGAUGCAGAUGGAUUAUUUUUAUCAGUUGACAUAGGUGAAUAUGGAAGGAAUAGUGAUGGAAGAGCAUUAAAAGAAAGUGAAUUUGGAAAAGCUUUAUUUAAUGAUCAGCUAAGUCUGCCUGAGCCUACAUAUUUGCCAGGAGAAGAAGACAUUUUUCCUUAUUAUUUUGUAGCUGACGAAGCUUUUCCAUUAACCGACCACAUAAUGAGACCAUAUCCGCGCAGACAACUAACAAAUGAAAGAAGAAUUUACAAUUAUAGAAUUUCAAGAGGCCGAAAAUCAGUCGAGUGCGCUUUUGGUAUGAUGGUAUCAAAAUUUAGACUUUUGGAGACACCAAUACAUUGUAGUGUAAACAAUAUAGAUUGUAUCGUACAAGCUGUUUGUGUAUUACAUAAUUUUAUACGAAUUCAUGAUGGAUCAUUUACACAAUCAGAUAAACCGCAAAUUCAAUCGUGUUACCAAGAGCAAUUAAAUCAAAACCAAAGUAAAUUGAAUAAUCAGAGACCUACAAAUAAUGCAGUUAAUUUAAGAAAUCGUUUGUGUAACUUUUUUUCAAUUCAUCCUUUACCAUGGCAAGAAAAAUACACUGUCUAA